Molecule: messenger RNA, 16215 nt
Organism: Drosophila hydei
Lineage: Eukaryota; Metazoa; Arthropoda; Insecta; Diptera; Drosophilidae
Gene: hiw
Product: E3 ubiquitin-protein ligase highwire
Exons: 22
Coding region: 309-16046 (5245 amino acids)
Cellular component (GO): nucleus
Source: RefSeq, a predicted model, not a curated record
GAAAUAUGCAUUAAGUUCGCCAAUAGACUAGUUAAUUUCUUAGGUAUUUUGUAAAUGUUUGUGCAAUAAAGUUUAGCCAAAAUUCAGGCUGACAAAGCGAUUAGCUACUAAUGUAUAGUUGUUCGGUGGCAAGUGCGCGUCUCGGAUAAAAAAAUCGGUGGUCGGUGUGUAACGGUAUAAGCUAUAACGGCACACACAUGUACAUACAGAGGAUAUAUGUAUAUAUAUAUAUCUAAAGCGCAUACAUAAAAUCGAUUUGGUGGCAACAGCAACGCAAGAGGCAACGCAUUUGAAAUUGCUAAAACGCAAUGGUUGGAUUACUGAAUCCAAUGAAAUAUGGCGAUCAUUUCUAUGAAUUGUACACAAGCAAUACACGCAGAAAGUUGCAAAAUGAGCGAAAGGCUCUCACGAAGCGCAAGAGCCGCAAGGAGAAAUCGGCAGCAGCGAUGGCAGCCGCCGCCGCAGCUGCUGUGUUGGAGGGUAAUGCGGCAGGCGGCCCUGGAGCAGGCAUUGUAAACCCAUUGGAUCCGCCGUUGGUCAAGGACCAGCUGCUUUUCAUGCCAGCGUUUCCGGUGGCACACAUUGAACUCGACCCAAAUGCGUCAAAAUUUGCUGUCUUCUCAGCCAUACGCUCCACAGUGCUGGAGGCAGAGACACGCUUUGCUCUUUUCCACGAGAGCAGCGGACAUGGCGCCAUGGCUGCAGCAUCGGCGCUCAAGAAAUGGAGCGGUAACAUGGGCUCAUCGUGCUGUUUGGUCUGUGCAGGCAGCUGCAUGGUCAGUAAUCUGGUCGAUUGCUCCUGUCAUGCUCCGAUUGCGAUGGGAGUUGGUGGCGGCGUCGGUGCAGUAGGUGCUGCAGGCGUUGCAGCAGCGGCCGCCGCUGCUGCUGCUGGUGGAGCGGCGGACAAGCGCACGACAAAUAGCGCCAAUAGCGAUGCCGACUCGGACACUGAUGAGCCAGAAGAGCGCGAGCCGGUCUAUGCCACUGUUCCGCUUAUUGUAGGCGCCGGACUGCGAAGUUUGUUCGAGUUAAUUGCGGAUGCACGCCACAUCCAGCCGCUGCUGUGCACCAAAGCACUGAAAGCGCUGCUCGAUGUUAUACAGGGUCAGCAGCCGGAAUCGUUUAAGCUUGAACCCGAGGACCUGAUCAAUCCGCUGUACGAUCUGCUCUUGGAUCUAGCCACCAUGCCAGCGGCGCUCACCUCCAGCACAGGCGCCGAGGCAAACUGGUCAGCCAUGGCAUGCGCCGCUUUACUUGGCCUCUGCAUUGCCCGUGGCGACACGGGCAAAAUGCUAAAGGCCAUCGCCGCCAUGCUCAUGUCCCCACGGCAGCUCUCCGCCCAGAUUGUCCAAUUGCCCGCCGUGCUGGCCGCUCUGCAGCAUACGGUAGUGAGUGCGGCGCUUAACAAGCCAACGCGUCCAGACUUCCAUACACAUGGAGUGCCGCACAAUUCACUAAUCGAUGAGUUCGCUUUGAAGCUGCCUUUGCUGACGGUUCCACAACAGCAUAUGGCACCGGCCAUGGCCUGCGAUGGCGUCUUCGUUUAUGUGCUAUACGGAGGUGCAUUGCUGAAGAUCGGCACCGGCUUUGGCGGCUCCUACAAGGGGCACAUCUAUGCACAAAACGACGAGUUCUGUCGCGAGCGCAGCGCCUGGCUGGGCUACAGCGGUGGUCAAUUGUAUUUCCGACGCAAUUGCAAACGAAGCGCGGAUCAGCUGCAGCUGGUGGGCAUGGACACGCUGGCCGUCAAGUCAAUGAAUCCACUCAACAUGCUCUCAAUGCGCGAAGGCCUCAACUAUGUGCUCUUCACGGACGACGAUUCAUUGCAUGCCAUUUGCAGCAAUCGCGAUGACACACUGGUGGUUAAGAAACUGAAUCUGUAUCACAAUAGCUACAGCAGCGAGCCGCCGCCUUUCGAACUGCCGUUGCAAUUGGCGCGCAAGAAGUUUCGAACGCUGGGCUAUGCGGCAUUUGAGGAUGAGUUGCUCAAUCAGCAGCAGAUCCAGCGCAUACAGUCGGCGCACAACAGUUUUGAGCCGAAGUUGCCGGCGCCGUGUCGCGAUGCCGAUGUGCUAGGCAUGGCCUGCGGCAAGGAGUUUGGCAUCGUUCGCGCCAGCAAUGGACGUGUCUACUACUAUGGCAAGUCGGCAGCGCUUGGUCUGAAGUGUGUGGGUCGCACACCGACACUGAAGCUAACCGAACUGAUUGUCUCGAAGGCGGCGCACAUUGUCCAUGUGGCCGUUGGACACGAUGGGAUACAUGCGCUGCUCGUCAACGAUGAUGGGACCGUCUAUUUUGCUGGCACUGCACGGCGGGGCGAGGAUGGCGACAGCUCCAAGAAUAGACGCCAACCAAAGGCUGUUAAGCCCAAAAAGAUGAGCAAGAUCGACGGACAUGUGGUGGUGCAUGCUGCUUGCAACAAUGGCACCUCCGCCUUUGUGACCAAAACAGGCAAGCUGAUUAUGUACGGCAAAGAUACGGCGCAUUGCGAUUCGAUGGGCUUUGUCAGUGAGCUGCUCGACCAGCAUGUGACCAAAGUGGCCCUAGGCAAGGCGCACUGCGUCGCGCUAAGCGCCAAGGGGCAGGUCUUCACCUUUGGCCUGAACAACAAGGGUCAGUGCGGACGUGUCUUUAAUAAAAUGAUGCCCGUUCGGGAUGUGCCCAGCUCUUCGGCUGCUUACGCGCUGCUCGGCCUGCACGGCGACAAGUUGCGCCACAAGCUCGACUUCUCGACGCUCUGCGACUACGACGAUCACAAUUUGGUGCAGGGCCAGUGUCGCGUGUGUGUCAUGUGCCGCGAGUGCACAGGCUACAAUGUCAGCUGUGUGUCGGCGCUCAAUGUGCCGCUCGAGCAACGUUUGGCCGGCAGCAUUUGCCCCUGCGGCCAUGGCGAUGCAGGCUGUGCCAAGUGCGGCCUGUGUGCCGCCUGCGUUGCGCUGCAGGAAAGCGAGAUAGUGGCCGCAGAUGCCAAGGCGGACCUGAAGCCAUUGCCAGGCGAGCUACAGCGCCAGCAGCGCUCCAAGACGCUCAUCAUGCGGCGCAAGGAAAAGAAGCCCUCGGAGCUGGAGACUGGCGCCGCUGGCUGUGCCGGCGGUGGCGGCACACCCACCGACCUUGACAAGGACCCACCGCGUGUAGCCCCGCUGGCGCCGCAAGUGUUGCAGCUGCCCAGCGGAUCGCCAGUGGUACAAGUGGCUUGCGGCCUACACCACACCGUGGUGCUCACCCUGGCCGGCGAGGUGUUCACCUUUGGCAGCAAUCAGUAUGGCCAGCUAGGCAGUGGGGAUCUGCAGGCAGUAACGGGAGCAAUUCGUGUGCAGGUGCAGGGCGCCAUCAGUCAGGUGGCUGCUGGCAGCAAUCACACUGUGCUGCUCACACACAAAGGUGUUGUCUACACAUUCGGGAACUAUCAGAAGGGGCAGCUAGGCCGGCUGCCCGGCGACUAUGGACAGAAGACGGUGCCAAACAGUGUCAUUGCCCAGCAGCAACAGUUGCAGAUGCAGCAGCAACAGCAGCAGGAGGACGAAAUGGCCACACAGGAGGCCGCCUGCGUCUUGCCCGGUGGCUCCAAGGAGACAAUCCUUAUACCGCCCAACACAGCUGCUCUCAUCGCACAGCGUCAGAAGUUUCUGUGGAACUGUGCGCCUGGUGCCGUCUUUGGCCUGGGCCCCAGCUAUGGCAAAAAGGUUACCUGGAUCGGCGCCAAUGGCGACCAGACCUUCAUCAAGAUUGACGAAUCACUAAUCACAGCUCAAAUGCUACCCAAGAUGCACGUGGUGGCCAACAAGAAGACAAUACUACUCAUUCCCAGCAUACCGCUGUCCUUUCAUACGCUCUCCAUCAACCGCAGCGACGGCAGCUGCACGCCACACUAUCACGGCCAAACGAACUUUUCCCAGCUGCUGCAGACGCAGCAGCAACACGGGCAGCCGGAAAUCAACCGGAACGUGGACGUGGCGACGCCUUUGAUGGCUGAGCUGCCGCUGGUCAGCAGCAGCACAGCUGGCGUGCCCAUCAAUGAGCAGAUGUCGCGCAGCAUGCACGAGGCACGCAAUCAUAUAUUCGAGGAUCAGCACAUGGAGGUGGCUCAGCCAACCUCGUUGACAGCCAGCCCACGACUUCAGCGACGCAUUCGACCCCGUCCAGAGGCAGCAGCCGCCGCCGCUGCUGGCGCCUGCCCAGCUGCUGCGUCUCCCACAGAACAGCAGACGCUGCCCACGCAAUUAUCCUUUGCCAUGGAUCCCAGUUACAAUGUGCUCUGGGUCUUUGACGGCGUUGGCCGCAAGCUGCGCUGUCACAAUGUUGUCGCCAGCGAAAUAUCCGAGUCUGAUGUGAAUGCGGCCAAUUAUCGGGCGUUGCUGUCGCCGGAGUUGUCGCUGCCGUGCAAGGCGGAGGCGCGUGUGUCACGUUCGCAGGCAUCGCUGAAUCUUCUGGCCUGUUUGGAUAUACUCACAUCCGCACAAGAUAAUAUACCCGGCUGUUUUGAGCAGGCGCUGCCACAGCAGACGCAGCAGGCGGUGGAGGCGCAGAGCGGCGAGUAUCAGGUUGUGAAUCGCUUCGAUAACUUUGGUGGGGGCUGGGGCUAUUCGGGCCACAGUGUGGAGGCGGUGCGCUUCUCAGCGGAUACGGACAUUAUGAUUUGCGGCUUCGGCAUGUUUGGCGGACGUGGCGAAUACAGCUGUAAGCUGAAGCUGUACGAUCUGGGCACCGAUGGCGGUGGCUAUGAGAAGGAGGGCGUCCUCAUCAGCGAGACCAAGGAGGUGCCAUACGAGUGCGCCGCACGCAGCAAGCACCACAUUGUGCUGCCGAAGCCGGUAAGCGCAGCAGCGGGACGGUGGUAUUUGGUGUGGGCGCGCAUUGCGGGCCCCUCCUCGGACUGUGGCUCAUGUGGUCAGGCAUCUGUGACCACCGAAGAUCAGGUGGUCUUCUCCUUCAAGUCCAGCAAGAAGGCCAACAAUGGUACCGAUGUCAACUCCGGUCAAAUACCCGCAAUACUUUAUCGUCUGGUCACGCAAGAUUGUAAGCAGCCAUCGCUGCCACACGAUGCGGAUCCCGUGCAACGUAUCUCGCGGGCUUUCGCCAAUAGCGUGAGUCGCGAGUGCUUCGAGAGCUUGGUGGUGCUGCUCAGCUGGUCGUGGGACUGCUUCAAGACCCAGCUACGCGAGCAACGGGAUCGUGCAAGACCGUUGCAGUUGCAGCAAACGCUGCAGUAUCUGGGCUAUGUUAAUAAAUCCUGCCUGCGGCUGCUGCGCAAGUACACCAACGAGAUUUAUCCGCAGCGCGCAACAACAGCAGCAACAGCAACAGCAGCAACAGCGGCAGCAGCAGCCACCGCAGCAGCUGCUGCUGCUUCGGCCGCUAGCACCUCUGCUGCAGGCGGAGCCGUUGUCGCCGCUCUCUCCAAACUGCAACAAAAGCCAAACAGCAAAGACAAGUCGUCGAAUCGCUCGCUUAGCAAUGCGGGCAGCGCCCAGUUGUCCAGCUCUCAGUCCGGCACUUCGAUGACCCGCAAACCAAACCUGGAGAACAUUCAGCUAGCCGAAUGCAUUGGCAACGUUCGCGCUCUGCUCAUUGGCAUCUUUUGCGAUGACAUCUUCAAGGAUAUUGCCACCGAUGAGGGCUAUGCCUUGGUCUUGGAAAUUCUGGACGAAUGCCAUUUGAGCUUUGUGGCCUGCUUUGAUGCGUUCUAUCCGACUUCAUCGCUCAAGUGGAACUGUCUGUGCGAUUUAUUGGCCCAAAUGGAUCGUGGGGCACUGCACUCCCGCCUGCUGAGCGCAAUUCUAGCCGGGCUCUGCUCGCCCACGGUGAAGCUACGUGCCACAUUCUCGCUGCUCAAUGCGGCCGGCAAUGAGCGUCAGUCGAUUAUUAGCCCAAGCGAUAAUUCGGGUCUGCCGAUGCUAUCCUCAACGGAGGCGCAUCAGUACCCUAUACUUGUGGAGCAGAUGAUCUAUCGCACGCAGCAGGAGAAGAGCGACUUUCUGAGCAACUCGUGGACGUUCAAGGACGUGCUGGUGCGUCUGCUGGACAUAAUAGCCAAUCCGAUAAGGGCGCGAAUCGAGUCCAUCUACAGCCGCUGCCUGGGCGGCAGCUAUGCGCUAAAGGAGUGCAUCAAUCAGGGCCUCAUUGAUAACUGUUGCCAUCUGUUGGCCCGCGUUCUGGCCGAGAUUGUCUAUCAGACAGCUUUGGGCGAGUACGAUAAACUAUUUUUGCCUCCUCGCACGCUGCACUCGACCAGCUCCCGAUUCGCACGCUGCGAUUUGAGUCGCACCUGGAACACGGGCAACUUUGGGCCGGAUGCAAUUGCCUUCUCGGUGGAUCGACCGGGCAUAGCCAUAGCUGGCGCCAUGGUCUAUUCCGGUUCAGGCAGCUAUGACUAUCAGCUGGAACUACUUUAUGAUAAUACAGUGGAUCUGCAGCCACAGCACAAGUGGGAGACACUGGAGUCCAUAUCGGGCAGCUACGAUCAGGAGGCAGUGCACAAUGAUUUAGCCGAGAUUAAGUUUGAGCACCCGGUCCAUAUCAAGGAGCAUGCACGGUACGCUCUACGCCUUUGUUCCCAGGGCGCGCGUACCUGCUCCGGCGAUGCGGGCGUGCCCACGGUGCGGGGUCCCUGCGGCGCCAACUUUCAUUUCUAUGCGUGCGAUCUGAGCUUCAAUGGCACGACGCCCGCACGCGGCCAACUGCCCAGCAUACUCUACUACAGCACGCCCGUGAAGCAGCACCAACAGCACCAGCACCAGCACCUGCAGCAGCCGGAGCUGACGGGCUGCUCGUCAGAUGGUGCACAUGCCGGUGCCUUGGCCAGCAGCGAGGUAUCCACGCGGGAUACAGCCCUACAAAUCGCCGCUGACAUAACUAAAAAGUGCACAGAGCUGCUCAUACUGGCGCGCAAUGCUAUGGCCGCAUCCUGUUCGCCCACCGACAAUUCGUCGUCGAACCACACGCAGACCAUUGAUUCGGAGCACAAUAUAACGCCCAUUGAGGAGCACAUGGACAUCAAUUGGGCAAAUAAUUCGCGAACAGCAGCGCUGCCUGUUGAUCCGCAGCUGUCAACAACGGCCAGGGAUCUGGGCAAGCGUAUCGAGUCCUUCUCCAAGGGCAUCAUGGAGACGCUCAAAUUUGAUAAGCGCUCAACAAAUCCCUUCGAAAUGGAAAUCGAAAUUGGAGCCACUGAAAUUGGCGUCGAGGAGACGGCCGAAAUGAAUUUCUCCAAUGUGCAAUUGGCCGCCAAACUGAAUGGAAAUGAGCGCGCAGAAUACGAGCUGGCGGCCGAGGAGCCGUUGCCCGCACAGCAACAACAAUUACAGCAGCAACAGCAACUGCAGCAGCAGCAGCAGCAGCUGCCGCCACAACAGCUCCAACAGCAACAGCUGCCAACGCAGGUGCCGCAGCAACUGCUGCACUCGGACUCGGAGGAAGCGCAAAUUGUGGGCGGCGGUGUUGCCGCCAUGCAGUUGCUGGAGGUCUUCAAUUUGGCCGCCUCAAAUAUGUUCCAUACGCUGCUGCCACUGGUCUAUGCGCACAUCUCCAAUUUGGCCUGCAGCGAUCCAAAGAGUUCGGUGCAAAUCCUUGGGCUGAUCAAGGAGAUAUUGCCGCACAUUGCAGCGCUCAAUCAGCUGCACGUGUCCAAAGAUCAGCGCUCGGAACAACUGAGACCGGAACCAACACCCGCCAGCAGCACCACCAGCAAUCAUUAUUGCAUUGUGGAGAGCGAGCAUCCGUAUCGCAGCGCCAGCAUCAGUUGCUACCGGGUCGAGUUUCCGCCCUGCGUCCAAUGGCUAACCAUUGAAUUUGAUUCACAGUGCGGCACUGCGCAGCUAGAGGACUAUUUGCUGCUCUCGAUUCCCAUGCGUCCGACGGCGGCGGCGACGACUACCACACAGCCCUGCCAAUCCACCACAACGCCGACAACAGCCGCAGCAGCAACCGCUGGCGAGGAAUACUAUGACCUGCUCGACAAUAACGUGAGCACGCGACGCACACACAAUGCCCACUUACAGAUGACCAGCUGUUGUCGCACGACCAGCACACUGCCCGAACCAGCAGCGGAUCAGGAUUGGAUUGUCGUCAAGAAGUUCAAUACCGCCUCCAACUGGCUGCAGAACGUACUCAUUUUGCCCGGCAAUUGCGUUGAAUUUUCUUUAGAAACGGCUUCACUCUACGCCCAGGAUCCGCACAAUAAUCGCUAUGGCUUCAAGUGCCUGGUGGUUGGCUACGAUAAUCCCACAGCGAUCAAUGCUAGUAAUUCAUGUCUCAUACGAUUGGAGCAGGAGCUGUCCUAUCUGGGCGGCAUGUGCAGCGCAAAUUUAAUGAAAAAGGAUCUCAAUCUGCCGGAUGACAAGGACUUGGACGACAUGAGCGCCGUUGAGGAGACAAUCAGCACUCAUCAUGCGCUCCUCUCGAAAGGCUUUGCGCUCUCCGAACCCCAGCUGACGGUGCAUCAGGCAUUGGAGUCAUAUCUGCCCAUUGGCUCGCAGUCGAAUGAGCGACAGUUUCUUAAGGACUUUAUCAGCGGUGCCCCCGGCUCGUCGGGUGCCCGUCUGGCCGCUUGGCUGCAGCCGGAGUCUCGUCUCGAUCCCAAUAAGUGUGAGCUGAAUACAAUAACGGAACCGUUGCGGUACGGUUGGCCCACCCAGGUGACCGUCACGAUACGCGAUCAGUAUGGCGAUGCGGUCCUUGUGCCAGAGCUCAAGGUGGAGAUCAAGGCCAUACCCACCGGACCGGAUCGAAGUGGCGGAGGCAACCUCAAGAUGCGACGCACCUCGUACGCAGAUGAGGGCUCGAAUGCGGGUCAGGGUCUAGGCGCUCAGUUGGGCGGAAUGGCGCCGCCACCACGAUUGAACUAUGAAGCCACGACCAAGGAAAAGAUGUGCUUCAAGGCGAUUACCUUCAUGAAGCCCUACACGAACUACUCGUUCGAGGAGCUACGCUUUAGCAGCCCAGUACAGACGCGAACGACGGAAGCUCUGUCCGCCCAGGACAUGGAGGAUGGCACCUUCAGCGUGCACUGGACGCCGAAUUCGGUGGGCGGCUAUUGUUUGGCCGUCACCAUCGAUGGCAUACCGCUCGAGGAGGUUUAUAGGGUCGAGGUAAAGGAGGGUGUACUGCCACCGCCCACUCAAAGGAGCAGCGCGACCCGUCGGCCACAAGCGCCAAGCAAACUGCGGCGAUUUCAGGCGAGGCACAGCGCUGGUCUGCGCAUACGCUCCCAUCCCACGUUGCAGUCGGAGCAGGUGGGCAUUGUGCGGCUAGGUGGCAUCAUAUCCUUCAUUGAUGAGAUCGAAAAUGAUGACGGCAUCUGGCUGCGCCUGUCCACGGAGUCCAUACGGCAGCACUGCACCAUGGGCUGGUAUCCGACGGAGGCGUGGUGCCUGCAAUUCAAUCAACAUCUAACCCGCACACUGCUGCAGCCGGUCAACGAGGCCAAGCCCAGGUCCAAGCUGACCGCAGUUGGCGGCGAUUUGGCUGAGUCGGAUCAGCAGCAGCAGCCGCCGCUGCCCAGCAGUCCCAGUGGCAGCACAGCUGGCGAUAGCCCCAGCCCCAGUCCGGCCGAUGGCAAGUCUCCGACGGAGCGUAAAAUUUUUGAGCUGCCCGCAGCAACAGGAGCGGCCGCUGCUUCAUCAUCCUCGACCAAUCCCUUCCUGCUGCCAGCUCCCAAAGGAGCUGCUACGGAUUUGCUACUGGCCACGGAUGCAGACAGUACGCUGACGGCCAGCACUGAGCUGCUGCCUGGCAAUCUGGGCUCGGCCAUAGCGGGCGUUGUAGGCGGCGGCGCGAUCAAGUUGCAGGCGUUGCAAAAAUGGUUCAAGGGUGACGCCAUCGAGGCGCAGUCACAGCCGCAGACAGCGACGCCGCCUUUGGCUGGCGUCUCUGUGCGGGAGCUGGUGCGUGCUAUGGGCGGCCAGGAGCCAGCGCAAGCCCAGUCUCAUUCGCCGCGUGGCAAUGGCAACAGCCAGGAGAACAUUGGCUCCGGUGCUGCCGAAUCCAUGGACUUUGACAUAGCCAGCGUACGCCGCAUGAACUAUACGGCCAGUCAGACGGCGGCGCUGCUGUCCACGCCCAAGCACACGCCCAGACGGACCGCAGCUGCCUCCGCCGCUGCCGUCGCCCUGGUCAGCGAGUCAGCACAGCUGGACGAAGAGCUCAGCCUGCUCCAGAUAACCACAACAACCACAGCAGCAGGCGCCUGCGGGGCAACAGAUGCGGCUGGCUCCAGUGAGCAUCCAAGUGAGCUGCAGAUUGGUCUGAGCCUGAGCAACAAUAGCCCCACAGCUGGCAGCAGCAGCAGCGGCACGGGCACGGGCACGAGCAGCGGCUCAAAGCGCAGCCAGGCGAUGGGUCCGAUCAAGCGUGCGAUGCCGCCCUCCUUCGCGGAGAGCAUACGAGCGGUAUUUGCGGCUUUGCUCUGGCACGAAGGCGUCGUGCAUGAUGCGAUGGCUUGCGCCAGUUUUCUCAAAUUCCAUCCGGGUCUGCCGAAAGAGGGCGCCACCGUGGUGACGCGCCGCGAUACUGGGGAUCCGCGAUUGCAGUUGUCGCGGGAGCAGAAGGCGCAGCAGCGUCAUUCCGUGGAGGUAGCGAAUGCUGGUCACUAUCUAAACAUACGUCCCUCGACGCUGGAGACGCUCGCAAAGAGCGGCAACUGCUCGCUCCACAAUCGCAGCAAGCAUCGCAAGAAUAUUAUAGCUGGCGAGGAUCAGCAGCAGCAGCAGCAGCAGCAGCAGCAGCAAAAGGAAAAGCUGCACGCUCUGCCGGAACUGGUGAGCGUGUUGCCUCCAGCUCUGCGCUGUUUGGUCUACCUCUGGGAGCAAAUCUGCUCCGGCUGCGUUCACAUUGUCCAGUCGAAUGCACUCGAGCAGCGCGAGCCGCGUCUCCUGUCGCCCAGCGGACGCGACGCCAAUGGCGAUUCGGAUGCCAAAGAUGGCAGCAAGAGCAAUGGCGAGCUGGGCGCCGACAAGGACGCAGCCAAGAAGUGCAAACGGAAGAAGAAGGACGACGGCAGCUGGUGCGAAAUCUGUGAACUCUUUCUACCCAUGCCCGUCACAUAUCACAUGCGCAUCGCCCAUCCCGGUUGUGGCAAGUCGGCCAAGGGCAAGGGCUACAACUCGGUGGGCAUUUUCUGCGAGGGCUGGGCCGGCAAUUGCGGCGAGGGCGGCAAAGGCGCCUCCAGCUGGUUCCUCAUGUGCGACGCCUGCCGUGACAAAUAUCUGGCCAGCACGCGCAGUGCCAACAACAUCAACAGCGCCGCCCAGCACGCCUCCAAUUCAGCUGCCGAAAUGAAUCUGUUUGGCGUGAAGACAACCACGCUGAUAGCCAAUUCGGAGGUAUACACGACGAUGCGGGAGAAUGCAACAUUUUUGCUGGAGCUGUGCUCGUCCUCGUCGUCGUCGUCUGGCUCCUCGUCGGCUGCUUUGGCUGGCAGCCUGAAGCGCUCGUCACAGCAGCAGCAGCAGCAGCAGCAACAGUCGCAGCAGUCCAUGCCAGUGGUCGUAGAGCAUCAGCAUUUGGGCAUGGCCGAUCUGAAUCUGAGCAAUAAGCCGAGCACGAGUCGGGCGGACUCGGCGCGCAACAGUCGCAUUGGCCGGCUAAGCGGCAAGUUUACGCCCUUUCGCAAGUCGUUUGUGGGCGUGGCGCCGGCAACGCCGGACAACGUCUGGCUGGCACCGGAGAGCUUCGCGUGCUUGGAGUGCCUGGGCACGGGCCUGCACGAGGAUCUGCCCUACGAGAUGUUCGGCCUGGGCGCCAAUGCCAACGAGAACGGCUACGAUCGGCCCUUGUCGGAGAUUUCGUACGAGUCGUGCGAGCCGAACAACUAUGAACUGAUGUCUGGAUCUGUGGCCAAUCCGCCAGCCACAGUUGGCACCUUGUCCAAAUUCCAUCGCAGCUACUCCAUGGGUCAGGGCUGGGCAGCUGUGGCGCAGCAGCAGCAGCAGCAGCAGCAGCAGCAGCAGCAGCAGCAACAGCAGCAGCAACAACAGCAUCAGCAGCAACAGCAACAACAACAGCAGCAGCAGCAUCAACAGCUGCAGCUGCAGCAUCUGCAGCCAUCGGUGGUGGCUUUGCCGCUGGAUACACAGCCCAAAGUGGUGUAUCGGAGACGCAAUAACUCGACGAGCGAGGGCGAUGGCUCGCUGCUCAUUUGCUAUCCGUCGGAGCAUCUGCGGCGACUGGUGCCGCCCAAACUGCUGGCCAGCGUUGCCGUCUUGCAUGCACCCAAUGCCAAUGAGCCGAAGGCAGCGAGCGAGGAGGCAGCCAAGGAGGUAGCAUCAGUCCAGCCUGGCUCGUCGAGCCCUUUGCCGGAGCCGAACAGCGCACUGCUCAGCCGACCGGCCAUGGCGUUCAUCACUCAGAAGCACGAACUGGACCGACUGCGCGUUGCGAUGCGCCGCAGCCUGCGGAUUGCCGCGUGCCGCAUCUAUGCGCUGCAGGCGCUCAACUGGCUGCUGCGCAGCGUUACGCAGGGCGUGUGCCUGCACGACCUGAUGUGGUGGUUUGUCAGCUCCUUGGCCUUGGGCAGCGUGGAACUGGUCGAUGGCAAAUACGAGGAGGCCGAACAGGCGCUGGAGCAUCCGGUUGCCUAUACACAGAUCAGCGGACGCUUUGCCCAUCUGAUCACCCAGUCGCUGCACGUCCUGCUGCAGUCGGUGGCGGAUCUGACUCUGCACUUGCCGCUCGGCUCGCCGCUGCAGCGCGUGGCCAUUCAGUGCUUCGGCAUACGCUUUCGCCAGGCGGACCACCAGUUUCUGCACAGCUCGCACGUCUUUGGCAACAUAUCCAAGAUAUUGUCGAAGUCCGAUGAGCAGAACGAUGCCAUGGCCGUCUCCACAAUGCUCAAUGCCACGGCUGGCGAGGCGCAUUGCGAUGCCGAGCAUAACAUAGCCACGGCCAGCAAUCAGUUGGCAGCCGGCAGCGUGCCAGGCGCCAAGGUCAUCUGCUAUACGGAUCUGUCCGGCAUGUUCGAGGUGACGGUCUCUUCGCGUCCAGCCAUGGCUGAGUCCCUCACUGACAACUCAACGGAAACGUUCUGGGAGAGCGACGAGGAGGACCGCAACAAGUGCAAGAUCAUUGAGCUCUCCAUGAACAAGCUCAGCUAUGCCUGCAAAUUUGUGCUCGUCCACAUCGACAAUAGCCGCGACAUUCAGAACAAAGUGCUGAAUGUCGUGUUUUAUGCGGGUCAGUCGCUGGGCGAUACGAAUCUGAUUAAGUCCGUGGAUGUGGACCAGAAGGCGUGCGUGUGGAUCGCAGCGAAGAUCACCGACGAGAGCUCCACGCACUUUCGACUGGAGCUGCACGGGCCGGAGAAUACGUUGCGUGUGCGCCAAAUUAAGCUGCUCGGCCUGCCCAGCUGCCAGCAGGGCGCAGCAAGUGGCGCAGGAGCAGCUGCUGGCCCAGCCGAGGAGCUGUCGCAGGCGCCGUUGCCACUGCCCCUGGUCGAGCAGCGGUCAAAUCUGCGCUUGUCGCACGCCUCACGCAUUCAGCAACAGAUCUGCGAGUUCGAGACUCUGCGCGUGUUCCGCCUGAUCACCGGGCAGGUGUUCGGCAAGCUGAUCAGCAAUGUGAGCGAUGCGGUUAAUCCAACGGGCGCAGCUUCACAGGAUGCGGCCAACUCGAUGCUAGCCGAUUCUCUGGAUCUGCGCGAGCACAUGGUCGGCAUUCUGUUCUCGCGCAGCAAGCUCUCGCAUCUGCAGAAGCAGGUGAUUGUGCACAUCGUGCAUGCCAUACGCAAGGAGGCGCAGCGCGCCAAAGAGGACUGGGAGCUGGCCAACCUGGCGCAUGUGCUCAAGCAGCAGCAGCUGCAGCAGCAACAGCAAUCGCCGCCAGCAGCCGGACCAGGAGCUGGAGCAGUCACUUCUGCCGCGCCCACUUCCUCCAGCGAGAGCAGCUCGGAGCGCAGUCGAGCACCGGACACCUACUGCUUCGAGAUGCUGAGCAUGGUGCUGGCGCUGUCGGGCAGCGUGGUGGGUCGCUCCUAUCUGUCGCAGCAGCACGGCCUGUUGCGCGAUCUCCUGGGCCUGCUGCACACCGGCAGCGAUCGCGUGCAGCGCCAGGUAACGGCGUUGUUACGGCGCAUUCUGCCAGAAAUUACGCCGGAGAGCUUCGCCGAGCUGCUGGGCGUGCAGCGUCUGCCGCCGGCCGACUAUAACAUUGCCCAUCAGAGUGCCAGUGACUUUGAUAUGAGUCGACUCGGACUGCUGGACAUCUUUCUGGCGGUCAUUGCCAAAUCGCUGCAGCUGCAGGUCAAGGUGAAGACCAACACGGCGAAUGCAACGAUUGGCGGUGGCUCAGCAAGUGGUCCCAAGACCGGACAGCAGGAGAAGACGCCGGCAUUUGUGCGGCUGUGCAGCUCCCUGGACCUGUCCGUGCAGCUGUUGCGCUCGCGCCCAAACACGGCCGAGCAGCAGCUGUCAGCGAUCACAGCCAACAACAGCGAUCCCUUCCGCUUCGACACAGCGCCAGCAAAGAAGGAGUCGAAACGCAACUUGAACCAACGCUGGUUCCUCAACGGCCUCAUCUCCACCAAGCAGGCGGAGAGCAUCAUCGGACUCAUACGCGAUCUGGCGAGCGGCAAGCUGAGCGAGAAAUGGUCGCAGAUCACCAAGGCGGCCAUUGCCGAGUCUGUGCUCAAUUUGACGCGGCUCGAGGAGGUCUAUCGCACACCGGAGCACUGCACAAAGACAGCGACGCUGUGGCUGGCUCUGGCCAGCCUCUGUGUGCUGGAGCGCGAUCAUGUGGAGAAACUGUCGUCCGGACAAUGGUCCAAGCUGUGCGACACUCGGCCCAUGUGCACCAAUCACGAUGAUGGCGAGACGGCGGCCAUCAUCCAGUGCGAGACUUGCGGCUCGCUUUGCGGCGACUGCGAUCGCUUUUUGCAUCUCAAUCGCAAGACGCGCACACACAAGCGAACGGUGUGCAAGGAGGAGGAGGAGGCCAUACGCGUCGAGCUGCACGAGUCCUGCGGACGCACCAAGCUUUUCUGGCUGCUCGCCUUGGCCGACUCCAAGACGCUGAAGGCGAUGGUGGAGUUCCGCGAUGGCAGUCACACAAUCAUAUCCGGUCCCCAGGAGGCGGUGGGUCGAUGUCGCUUUUGCGGGCUAACCAGCAACUCGGGACUGCUGGAGAUUGGUAACGUGUGCGCGGAUGCCCAGUGCCAGGAGUACGCCUCCAACUCCUGUCUUAAGACCAAGCCGUGCGGCCAUGCCUGCGGCGGUGUGGCAGGUGAACGCAAAUGCCUGCCAUGCCUGCAACAUGUGUGUCACGCCCGCGAAAAUGAGCUGGCCGAGGAGCUGCGCGAUCCGAAGCUCACGCAGGAUGCCGACGACAUGUGCAUGAUCUGUUUCGUGGAGGCGCUCUCCUGCGCCCCCUCCAUACACCUGGAGUGCGGUCAUGUGUUCCACUUUCACUGCUGCAAGGCCGUGCUGGAGAAGCGCUGGAGUGGACCGCGCAUUACCUUCGGCUUCUCGCUGUGCCCCAUCUGCAAGGCGGACAUACAGCAUCCACUGCUCGUGGACAUACUGGAACCAAUCAACGGGCUUAAGCAGGAUGUCAAGCGCAAGGCUCUCAUGCGCAUCAAGUACGAGGGCGUGGUUAAGGAUACGGACAACAAGGAUGUAACGCAGCUGGCAAUGGAUCGGUAUGCGUAUUACGUUUGCUUCAAAUGCCAGAAGGCCUAUUAUGGCGGCGAGGCGCGUUGCGAUGCGGAAAUUGGGGAGAAGUUCGAUCCCGAGGAGCUCGUCUGCGGCGGCUGCUCGGAUGUGGCCAGGGCGCAGAUGUGCCCCAAGCAUGGCACCGACUUUCUGGAGUACAAGUGCCGCUACUGCUGCUCGGUGGCGGUGUUCUUUUGCUUUGGCACCACCCACUUUUGCGACACGUGCCACGACGAUUUCCAGCGGCUGACGAACAUACCAAAGAUCAAGUUGCCCCAGUGCCCGGCCGGGCCGAAGGCCAAGCAGCUUCUGGGCGACGAGUGUCCGUUGCAUGUGAUGCAUCCGCCCACCGGGGAGGAGUUCGCACUUGGCUGCGGUGUCUGCCGCAAUGCGCAAACGUUUUAGCAACUGCGCGGCCGAAGGCUACGAUUGCAACUGGUGCGUCAGGAUCUGUCGCCAGACGACGACCAGCAGGAAGCUGAGCAGACGGAGCAGGAGCAUGAAGAUGAGGAGCAGCAGCGCCAGGCGAAGGACUCUUAGACAACAUUUGCAUAUAUAGAGAAAGAGAGGAAUA